CACUCUACUCUUCAUGUCCAUUCCUCUGUUAUGUAAUACUUCCCUUAUCCAAUCCUUCAUGUCCACCGUCCUCCGCCCUCCCUCCUCCCCACUCCGCCACCACCACGGCGGCCGCCGGCAUCAUCGUCACCACCUCUUACCUUCAUCACCCUUUUUCCUUCCCCUAAAACCCCUUUCACUGUCUCCCUCAAUAUCCCUUUACACCCCCUAUUCUUCAUCUUCCACUUCACCCCAACAACUUCUGCUGGAUUCCCAAGAAACCCAAGUUGAUUUCGACAAUUGGGACCCCAUUUCUGCUUCUGGGGUUGCUGAAAGUUUCAAUUUUGACGAUUCUUUUGAUUCUGUGGAGUUGAAGAAGUUUGAAACCCCAGCUGUUGAGGUGAGGGAAUUAGAGGACAUUCCUGAUCAAUGGCGUAGGGCAAGAUUAGCUUGGCUUUGUAAAGAGCUUCCUGCUCAUAAGACGCCUACUAUGGUUAGGAUUUUGAAUGCACAAAGGAAGUGGAUUAGGCAAGAAGAUGGGACUUUUGUUGCUGUUCAUUGUAUGCGAAUUCGCGAAAAUGAAGCUGCUUUUAGGGUUUACAAAUGGAUGAUGCAGCAACAUUGGUUUCGAUUUGAUUUCGCACUGGCUACGAAGCUAGCAGAUUACUUGGGGAAGGAACGAAAGCACUUGAAGUGCCGGGAGAUUUUUGAUGACAUAAUUAAUCAGGGACGAGUGCCUUGUGAAUCUACAUUCCAUAAUCUCAUUAUUGCCUAUCUUAGUUCAUCUGGACCAUCAGUGUUAGAUGAAGCCUGUAACAUCUACAAUCGCAUGGUGCACUUGGGAGGUUAUAAGCCUCGGCUUAACUUACACAAUUCUCUGUUUAAAGCUCUUUUGGGAAAGGCAUCGAGUGAGAGUAAACACUUUCUGAAACAGGCUGAAUUUAUGUAUCAGAACUUGACUUCCUCUGGAUUGGAAAUACACAAAGAUAUUUUCGGCGGUCUUAUAUGGCUUCACAGUUAUCAAGAUGUGGUCGAUAUGGAAAGAAUUGCUGCGCUAAGAGCAGAAAUGCGAUCAAGAGGAAUUAAAGAGAGCAAAGAGGUACUUGUGUCAGUUUUAAGAGCUUGCUCAAAGGAUGGGAAUGUGGAGGAAGCCGAACGAACUUGGUCAAAACUUCUCUCCAUCGAUGGCAGUCCUCCUUCUCAAGCUUUUGUCUAUCGUAUGGAAGUAUAUGCAAAGAUUGGAGAACCUACAAAAUCUUUGAAAGUAUAUAGGAGGAUGCAGGAACAACUGGGUUCCACCUCCGUUGCAGCAUACCAUAAAAUAAUAAAGGUGUUGUCUAAAUAUCAAAAACUAGACCUUGCAGAUUCUAUCAUGUCCGAGUUCAUAAACAGUGGUAUGAAACAGCUGGUCCCAUCAUUCAUCGAUUUGAUGAGGAUGUACUCCGUUGCAGGUUUACAUGAGAAACUGGAAUCUACCUUUCUCCGGUACCGUGAAGUCUGCCAUCCGAAUCUGACAGUUUUUAACAUUUAUUUGGAUUUGUUGGUGAAUACUGGCAAUCUGAGCCUGGCUGAAGAAAUCUUCCAUGAAAUGCGUGGUAAUGUGGCAAUUGGUGUUGAUUCUCGUGCUUGCAACAGUAUUUUGAGAGGCUAUAUGACCUCUGGAGAGUAUGUGAAGGCAGUAAAGAUAUACAAUUUGAUGCGCCAAAAGAAAUAUGACGUUGAGAUUGAAUCUUCAUUGAUGGAAAGACUUGAUUAUGUUCUUAGCUUGCGGGAGAAAGUAGUUGAAGAACCUAUUAGGCUGAAGCUCACACCAGAACAACGAGAGGUUUUGACGGGGUUGCUUCUUGGGGGUGUGCAAAUUAGAUCAGAUGGAGAGAGAAGAUUGCAUGCAAUCCAUUAUGAAUUUAAUGAAGAGUCGAGGAUCCAUUCCAUUUUUAAGAGACACAUACAUGAUGAAUUUCACGAGUGGUUAGGCUCUCAUGAUACGAUGGUGGAUAGCACUGCUGACAUUCCUAAUUCUUUUACCACCAUUUCACAUUCUUAUUUUACUUUCUAUGCUGAUCAGUUCUGGCCCAAUGGACAUCCUUGUAUACCAAAACUCAUACAUAGAUGGUUGUCACCUCGCGUUCUUGCUUAUUGGUAUAUGUAUGGUGGUUACCGGACAUCAUCUGGUGAUAUUCUAUUGAGAGUAAAGGGAAGUUCAGAGGGUGUUGUGAGUAUUCUUAAAGCACUGAAAGCCAAAUCAUUAGACUGCCGAGUAAAAAAGAGGGGGAGAGUCUUUUGGAUAGGAUUUCUGGGGGACAAUGCUACAUUCUUCUGGAAGGUGGUAGAGCCCUUCAUUCUUGAUGAAUUAAAGGAACUCCUUAAGGCAGGUGGCGACUCAAAUGGAUCCCUGGAAACCCAAUGUAUCAAUUUUGACAGUGGCUCGGAGACUGACGAGAAGAAUUCAGAGUGUAGCGAUGCUGACACGUCAUAGAGCCUUGUCUGAU
Molecule: messenger RNA, 2468 nt
Organism: Solanum verrucosum
Lineage: Eukaryota; Viridiplantae; Streptophyta; Magnoliopsida; Solanales; Solanaceae
Product: pentatricopeptide repeat-containing protein At2g15820, chloroplastic
Exons: 2
Coding region: 14-2455 (813 amino acids)
Biological process (GO): Group II intron splicing; photosystem I assembly; mRNA cis splicing, via spliceosome
Molecular function (GO): protein binding; endonuclease activity
Source: RefSeq, a predicted model, not a curated record